GCUGCUGGAGUGCGGCGCCGCCGCGGAGACCUGAGCGGCCGGCGGGCGGGCUGGCUAGGGGGUGGCGGGGAGGAGGGCGCGGGGGGCCGCGGGGCGCGGGGCAGCGGGCUGCGGCGCUGCAGCCUCCCGAGGGCCAACCUCGCCGAGCCCGGGGCUGGGUCUGAGCGGUGGCGAGGCGGCAGCCCCGCGCACACCAAAGAGGAGGCGGCUGUGGCGGCAGCGGCGGCCCCAGCCAUGCUGUGCUAUGUGACGAGGCCGGACGCGGUGCUGAUGGAGGUGGAGGUGGAGGCGAAAGCCAACGGCGAGGACUGCCUCAACCAGGUGUGCCGGCGGUUGGGAAUUAUAGAAGUUGAUUAUUUUGGACUGCAAUUUACGGGUAGCAAAGGUGAAAGUUUAUGGCUAAAUCUGAGAAAUCGGAUCUCCCAGCAGAUGGAUGGGCUAGCCCCUUACCGGCUUAAACUGAGAGUCAAGUUCUUCGUGGAGCCUCAUCUCAUCUUACAGGAGCAGACUAGGCAUAUCUUCUUCUUGCAUAUCAAAGAGACCCUCCUGGCAGGCCACCUCCAGUGCUCCCCAGAGCAGGCAGUGGAACUCAGUGCCCUCCUGGCCCAGACCAAGUUUGGAGACUACAAUCAGAACACGGCCAAGUACAACUACGAGGAGCUAUGUGCAAAGGAGCUCUCCAGCGCCACCUUGAACAGCAUUGUUGCAAAGCAUAAAGAGUUGGAGGGGACCAGCCAGGCUUCGUCCGAAUACCAGGUAUUGCAGAUUGUGUCGGCAAUGGAAAACUACGGCAUAGAGUGGCAUUCCGUGAGGGACAGUGAGGGGCAGAAACUCCUCAUUGGGGUUGGACCUGAAGGAAUCUCGAUUUGCAAAGACGACUUCUGCCCAAUUAAUAGGAUUGCUUACCCUGUGGUGCAGAUGGCCACCCAGUCGGGAAAGAACGUGUACUUGACCGUCACCAAGGAGUCUGGGAAUAGUGUCGUGCUCUUGUUCAAGAUGAUCAGCACCAGGGCAGCCAGCGGGCUCUACCGAGCAAUAACGGAGACCCACGCUUUCUACAGGUGUGACACGGUGACCAGUGCCGUCAUGAUGCAGUACAGCCGAGACCUGAAGGGCCACUUGGCCUCUCUGUUUCUGAAUGAAAAUAUUAACCUUGGCAAGAAGUACGUCUUCGAUAUUAAAAGAACGUCAAAGGAGGUCUACGACCACGCCAGGAGGGCUCUGUACAAUGCUGGUGUUGUGGACCUUGUCACAAGAAGCGAGCACAGUCCUCCAAACUCCCCGCUGAAGUCCUCGGAGAGCAGCAUGAACUGCACCAGCUGUGAGGGCCUCAGCUGCCAGCAGACCAGGGCGCUCCAGGAGAAGCUGCGCAAGCUGAAGGAGGCCAUGCUGUGCAUGGUGUGCUGUGAGGAGGAGAUCAACUCGGCCUUCUGCCCUUGCGGCCACACCGUGUGCUGUGAGGCCUGCGCCACCCAGCUGCAGUCGUGUCCGGUCUGCAGGUCGAGGGUGGAACACGUGCAGCACGUCUAUCUGCCGACCCACACGAGUCUGCUCAACCUGACUGUGAUCUGACGUGCGGUGCACCUAACGGGGCGUGCCACGUUUCCACGGACUGCACUACUACUAAACUAUACAAAUGAUAGAUCGUGGAGAAGAUAAAUACUCCGACACCCAUCUGCCAUGCAACAUUUAAAAAAAAGA
This is a messenger RNA of Odobenus rosmarus divergens (Pacific walrus), 1701 nucleotides long. It is a transcript of the gene MYLIP, whose product is annotated as myosin regulatory light chain interacting protein. Gene Ontology annotation, biological process: ubiquitin-dependent protein catabolic process. NCBI's taxonomy places the organism in Eukaryota, Metazoa, Chordata, Mammalia, Carnivora, Odobenidae. The transcript is spliced from 7 exons. Bases 235 to 1572 code for a protein of 445 amino acids. Gene Ontology annotation, molecular function: cytoskeletal protein binding; ubiquitin-protein transferase activity. The record is from RefSeq and is a predicted model, not a curated record. Gene Ontology annotation, cellular component: cytoskeleton.